This is a messenger RNA of Andrographis paniculata, 930 nucleotides long. RefSeq lists its product as uncharacterized. Bases 73 to 573 code for a protein of 166 amino acids. The record is from RefSeq and is a predicted model, not a curated record. Lineage: Eukaryota; Viridiplantae; Streptophyta; Magnoliopsida; Lamiales; Acanthaceae. The transcript is spliced from 3 exons.
UCGCGAUUUGUCUUCUUUCUCUCUCCCCAAUCUGGAAAACCAUACCAUGGAAAUCGACGCCUUUGUGUGCCGAUGUUGUUGCAUCGCCGUGUGCCGUCGAUUGUUGCUCCGACUCCGAGGGAUCGACAUCUUAUCCCCACCGUGAUUUCUCGCUGCCCUAAUUGUGGGUAUUCUCCAAUCGAAAACCCUAAAUCGCUUGACAACGCCCCCUUUUUUGGUCUUUACUCCGGCGACGGCGAUUCGGUAAUUUUCUUCGGCGAAAAGCUUGGUGCGUGCGAAGACAACGGUGGGUGGGUGUCAGACGCGGAAGAGCCCUUCGAUCUCGACGUUAGUCCUCUGAUUUGCGAAACCACACCUGCAACUGUUCCUCGUCCUCGAAGUUCGCCGGUAAAGGACGAGGGGUUGGAAGGCGGCGUUGGAGUCCCUACCAAAGUUGGCGAUAUUUGGUUUGUGCUUGGAUUUGUCCCCGACUCAGAGGAUGAAGAUGAGGAUCAGCACGAGUACGAUGUGGAACCUACCACUUACCUAUUCGGAUCGUCCCUACGAACACGCCCCUUUAAAGGACGUUGUUGAUUUCGAUGUUUGUAGGCCCUUUGCCAUAUUUCUAAUAGAAGAUCUUUACAUCAACGUUUUCCAUUGUCUUCGCACUGUCCGUACGGAGUAGUUGAGUAAUUUUGCUGUUUCCGUGACCCUUUCCUUGGCCAGCUCCAAUUCUUCGUCGCAUGUUCCGAGCAGAAACUGAAUCAUCUUGUUCAAUUCUGCAAUAGUAAGAACAUUUUUUGUCAUUGAGGUAAGAAAUGAUGUUUAGUGAUUUAAUGUGGCUUCAUUGUGUGAAAAUAAAAAUGGUGUGAAAAUUCAUACUGAUUGUUGUAUUUAUUGGUUUUUAAUUCAUGCAAUAUUUGACACGGAUUGGAGGGAAAUUUUCAGCUU